This is a messenger RNA of Penicillium canariense, 1491 nucleotides long. RefSeq lists its product as uncharacterized. The record is from RefSeq and is a predicted model, not a curated record. Gene Ontology annotation, molecular function: DNA-binding transcription factor activity, RNA polymerase II-specific; zinc ion binding. Gene Ontology annotation, biological process: regulation of DNA-templated transcription. The coding region runs from base 1 to 1491 and encodes 496 amino acids. The transcript has 3 exons. Lineage: Eukaryota; Fungi; Ascomycota; Eurotiomycetes; Eurotiales; Aspergillaceae.
AUGAACCAGCACGAACUCAGUCCAGUGGCCGAGAUGGACACCAAGUUGCGUAACCCCCAGCGACGCCGGGUGCCGGUAGCAUGCGGCCGAUGCCGACGGCGGAAGAUCAAGUGCAGCGGAGACUCUGGCGAUGGUCAGGGCUGCUCGAACUGCCGAAGUGCUGGUAAUACGGACUGCCAAUUUUUGCGAGUCAACUCCUUGAAAUUGACCCCCAAGGCCAAUAGCUGGCCAUACCCUAACCCGGGAGCGGCGAUGGUGUCCUCCCCCCGACUGGGCAAGCCCACACUGCUCUCCAUGGCUUCACCACAGACCCGCAUGGCUGCUUUCCAGCGGGCAUCCGACUAUGACCUCGGCUCAGAUGGAUCUGUGUUUCCGGAGCGAUUUCCGGUAGGCGUGGAGUCCAUGCACUACGAAGACGGCCAGUCUGCGGGCUACAGCCAGUCACCAGCUUACAUGCACCCCAACGCCCCGUCUGGAACUGGGGCUCUAUUUGACUAUGGAGCAUCCCCAUGGAGCCCGAAGACCUGGGACUCCGUGCUGGGCAUGAACAGACCCGCUAACAGCGGACUUUACCCGGAUCCCGAAGCAAAUAGCUCCAUGAAUCAGUCUCCCUUCUCCUACAUGCUUCCAAGCCAGGGUCUCCCUUCCACAGAACUCCCACCAUCCACGAUAGCGGCAAUGGCCGCUGUCUUGUCUGCGGACCUGCCAGGUCCAGAGCGGACGCUUCCAACCCCGACGUGCCAUAGCCAGCAGUUCCCCAGUACCGCAGGAGGACUGGUCUUCUCACCAACAGAAGCCGCCUCCAGACUCUCUCUCCCAGUGGACUCCAAACCUGCCUUCUGGAGCCCGCGCUGCGGGCCUUUGUCCAACACUCGCACUCAAACCCACCCUAUCUCAAACACCCUCCUCUUCUGCAACAGCCCCCCAACAACUACAACGUGCACAACAACAGCCAGCAACUCAGAGCUCCUCUUCGCAUGUCCCCCCAUGCCCAUAACAACAGAAGAAAACAGCCCACAUACCCUCUCCUCCACAUCCGUAUCCACGCCCCCCAGAACAACCCCUCAUCAUGCCCAAGCCCAAGCCUACACCCUCGACACCCUCGACCCAAAUCCCAACGACCGCCCAAACCAAGAACCAAGUCAAAUCUCCACCCUCCACCCGCCAGACCGAUCUUUAAACCGCCUCUAUCCAGACCGCGGCACGGCGGGUCAGCGUCUCCUCGAACUAACCACCGACUGCACGCCAGACAUCUAUGGCUACACCAGCAGCGAGAAAAGCAAGGCGCGCGACAGCCGUGCAGCGAGCACAAGCGGCACGCUGAUGAGCGGCGGGCUGGAAUACACGCCGGUACGGCAUGCGCACACGCCCCAUGCAGCGUUCUCGUUUGGGAUACUCCCGGAUGGGCUGCCGGGGUAUCACCGCUCCGUUGUGGAGGGUGUGGUGCAUCGGGCGCCUAUUUCACCAUUAGGGAGUCAGGGCGGGUACUAG